Mercenaria mercenaria is the source of this 1415-nucleotide messenger RNA. Its product is annotated as neuronal acetylcholine receptor subunit alpha-10-like. Gene Ontology annotation, molecular function: acetylcholine receptor activity; extracellular ligand-gated monoatomic ion channel activity; acetylcholine binding. The transcript has 4 exons. Gene Ontology annotation, cellular component: synapse; acetylcholine-gated channel complex; neuron projection. Bases 98 to 811 code for a protein of 237 amino acids. Gene Ontology annotation, biological process: signal transduction; regulation of membrane potential; nervous system process. Lineage: Eukaryota; Metazoa; Mollusca; Bivalvia; Venerida; Veneridae. The record is from RefSeq and is a predicted model, not a curated record.
CAAAUAUUAAACUGGUUCAGCCUAAAUGUCAUUUUGAUAAAGUUCGUUGGACGAAGAUCGUGUGUGUCAUACCGCGUAUCUCAGCAUAAGAGGAAUCAUGUGGUCCAUUUAUAUUUGUGUCGGAGUGCUCCUGAUUGUUCUUUUGCGCCAAAGUGCAGGACUGGAAACCUCAAAAACGGGGACAUUAAAGGACAGAACUUUGUUGUAUAAGGCACUUGCAGCCGACUAUCAGAAAGACCUGAUCCCAGAUGGGCCGAACGGUGGACCUAUUGUCGUAUCUCACCACCUCUUCAUACGGAGAGUUGCCGCUCUGGAAAACGGUGUGUUAACCCUGGAAACUUAUGAGGAUAUGAGAUGGACUGACCCUAGACUGAAGUGGGACCCUAAGAAGUAUAAUAUUAACAUGUUUAAUCUGCCAAGCAGGUUAAUUUGGCAGCCGGAUGUCAUGCUUGUGAACAGUGCAGACCGAUAUACCGGCCACACUUUUGGAGAUAUGCUCGCUAUCGUCAAGUCCGAUGGGAACGUGCUAACCAUACCGCCAAAAGUCACAAAGGCAUUCUGUCAGUUUGAUGAGAGUUCUGUGUUUGAGAAGAACGAAGUCAUCUGUACCCUGACAUACAUGUCUUGGACGCAUCACCUUCGAGACUUGGACAUCCGUGUAGAUAGGGAGCCCGAAGUGCUCCUCAAUACAAACCCGUACUGGAAAGUUACAAAAAUCAGCACAGCACGGAAAGUACACAAGUAUUCCUUUGAUCCGGACGAGAAAUUUGUAGACAUACACUAUGUGAUCCGGCUGAAGCGAUUGAAAUAAAUAUGGAGUCUGACAACAUUUCUACCCUUUUGCUUUAAAGAAUAAACUAUGUACGUGUAAAUAUUAUGUCUGUGUAAAUGAAGUCAUACUGCAUGUGUUUGCUAAAUGAAAUUUAAAAAUAGAAUAUAAAACUGAAAGAAACAGGAUAUGCCAGGACAAUAACUACCUAAAAUACCGAAUGCAUACAACGUUCAUAUAAACUUUAUGAGUAAGGGGAGAGGGCAACUGAAAAAAAGAUUUCUCAUGGAAAAAUGAAACAACAUUAUUUGUCGGUGCAAACAUAUUUCAGACAUAGAUCAAAUCUGAUGAAGAAAUAAAUCUGAACUAGUCAAAGCAAAAAAAAAAAAAAAAAAAAAAUAUAUAUAUAUAAUAUAAAUAAUAAUUAAAAAACACUGAAAAUAAUAAUAAUAUCACUAAGAAAUUAUCUUUUACUUUUAAGCAUGUUAUACAGUAUCAGAUGAUGUGUGUAAAGACUAACUGCAUUUCGCACUAUACACUCGUGCAUUUAUAUUUAUGUUAUAGCCAUAAACCACUGUGUUUUUGUUAUCUUUGUUAAAAAGAUUAUAUCCUUUUCUGUUCUUUUCAAUAAAUAUUCUAAAAAAUG